Plodia interpunctella (Indianmeal moth) is the source of this 5496-nucleotide messenger RNA. It is a transcript of the gene Wdr37, whose product is annotated as WD repeat domain 37. The record is from RefSeq and is a predicted model, not a curated record. The transcript has 9 exons. Gene Ontology annotation, molecular function: protein binding. Bases 264 to 1664 code for a protein of 466 amino acids. Lineage: Eukaryota; Metazoa; Arthropoda; Insecta; Lepidoptera; Pyralidae.
GUCACAGUUGUCAACGCAAAUGUCGCAAAUUCGCUGCUUUCCGCAUCAUUUUGCAAUAUUUUUGUGAUGAAUUAAACUUUCUGUUCCUUGUUCCUUUUGAUUGGAAUUGAUUCAGUAUAGUUACAUUAUAUUGAACGUUAUUAAAAUAAAAGGCUUUUAUAUAUUAAUAUAGCAGUUUAUGAGGGAAUUGCAUUCUUAUUGUUAGAUGCAUUAUUUUGUAAUGCAUUAGUUGAACAACAUCUUGUUCCACUGUGCUCGCGACCAUGAAAUCCAGUAAACGUAGACUUCAAGCCCUAACAGAGAGCUCCGAUGGAUUGCCCAAUUAUCUCAAAAUGGAAGAUUCUGAAACAUCAAUCCCACCAGUAUUUAGGUCUAGAUUACAUGAACUGUUUUCUCAAAUAGAAAAGGAAUUUGACCUUCUUUACACUGAGAACUUAAACCUUCAAGAAAAGAUAGACAUUCUCAGUGAGAAACUGGAAAGGGAAAGCUAUGGAGGCGAACGCCAGAACUUGGACUACAUUGAAUUUGAGAGCACAGGCAAAAACUCCAAAGCUAAAUUGACUCAAAGUAACUCCCAAAAAGUAAAAGCAAGCCAUAAGCUGCGAGUUCAGACAAGUAAGAUAGUGUCCAGCUUUAAAGCUCCCACAUACAACUGUCAACUUGUGAGGGAGUUCUCAGGUCACAAGGAUGGCAUUUGGGAUGUUACAUCAGCCCGGCCUGGACAGGCCCUUAUUGGAACUGCAUCAGCUGAUCACACAGCAUGUGUAUGGAGCGUGGAUUGGGGGAAGUGCCUGUUACAGUAUACAGGCCACCAGGGGUCAGUGAACUCCAUCAGGUUCCACCCAUCUCGGGACAUCGCUCUGACCAGUAGUGGAGACAACACAGCUCAUGUUUGGCAGGCUGCUGUCAAUUGGGAUUUACCUCGUGGUCAAUCUUCCGAAGAAGAACUAGAAGGUGGUGGUGAAGAAAGUCUCGGAGAAGGUGGCGACAGGCCUGAAGUCCUGCGCACGCCACUCACAGAACUGGGUGGUCACCUAGGUGUGGUGGUGGCCGCUGAUUGGCUCACUGGCGGCGAUCAUGUGAUCACCGCCUCUUGGGAUAGGACGGCUAACUUAUAUGACGUCGAAACUGGCGAUUGUUUGCAAGUUCUCACUGGUCACGACCACGAGCUAACUCACGCGUCAGCGCACCACAGCUCGCGGCUGGUGGUCACAGCGUCGCGGGACACCACUUUCCGCUUGUGGGACUUCCGCGAGCCCAUACAUUCCGUCUCUGUCUUCCAGGGUCACACUGAGAGUGUCACGUCAGCAGUAUUCACACGUGAAGAUAAAGUGGUCUCGGGAUCUGAUGAUAGAUCUGUGAAGGUGUGGGACGUCCGCAACAUGCGGUCAGCGCUGGCCACGAUCCGCUCGGACUCGUCCGUGAACCGCGUGGGCGUGAGCGGCGCGGGGCUCAUCGCCAUCCCGCACGACAACCGCCAGGUGCGGCUGUUCGACCUGCAGGGCCAGCGGCUGGCGAGGCUGCCGCGCUCUAGCAGACAGGGCCACCGGCGCAUGGUGACGUCGGUGGCGUGGGCGGAGGACAUGUCCAACAUUAACUUCUUCAGCUGCGGCUUCGACCGCCGCAUCCUCGGCUGGUCCAUACAACCUUCGAAAGAGAACUGAGGAAUGGCCAGACGUAGGAUCUCCACUUAAAUCUGGAAACACGCUCGAAUCACAGAGGGUUAAUGGUCCAUUUAUUUACAUUGGCUGGUCAUUGCAAUCAUCCGUUUUUUUGUCUGGUUCAUACAACCCUCUAGAACUGAGGUAUGAUCAGACUUAGGAUAUCCACUUUAACUAAAAAUAUAUCUUUAAAUAGGUGUACUCGAAUUUCAUCGAGGUUAUGAAAUAUUAUAAUGUUUGGAGGACAUCCACAGACAGCCAUAAUAUGGCGUUUGUAUUAACUUUAUCAGUCAAAACAUUUAUUAUAGAAAAAUUUGUACAUCAUCGUUUGCCAAUAUGUUUUGGAUAAAUGAUAUAUGAAUUAUUAUUGUAUUUCUUCAAAUGUGACUAUACAUAUUAUUCAAUAUCACAUUGGUGAUAUUUUCUCGUGUUAUUUCAUUGAAUAUGUAGUGAUAUUAAUAUUUUUUAUGAAAAGUGUCAAAUGCUCAAUAUUUCCAACAGAGCCAGAUUUAAAUAUGAAUUGACUAGAUUAUUUGGUCUUAACCUAUUAGUGAUAUUGUAUAUGUAUGAUAUGUAUCAACAUCAACACGAUAUGUAUGUUAUGUACUUCUCACUUUUUGAAUAUUUGACUUUGAAAGAACGAGAAAAACAUAUUUUAAGUAAAAUCAUGCAGUUUAAUUUUUUAUACAUCUGAUGGUAGAAACGUGAUGUUUGGACAUAUGUUUAUGACUCGUUAUAAGACGUAAAGUAUGAUUUGUUGUUGAUACUAAAGUGAAGUUAGAGAAAAACACAUGAACCUCGAUACACACAUUAUUAACAUGUAUAUUAUUUAUAGCAAGUUGUCAAGGUUAUUGUUUUAGGGCCCAGCCUCUCAUUUUUUCACUGCAUUUACAGCUGACCAGCCUAAUAAUAUAAUAAAAUGUGACCAGCGGUGGAGAUUAACGUAAGGGAAAUGGAAUUCCUUGUAUUUUUUUUGUCAAUGUUUUAUACGAAAUAUAUGAAAAAAGUUGGAAAUGCUCUGCCUUGCAACCGAAGUAAGCACGGUCGACCCAACCGAAGUGAAUUUUUCCCGUGUUAUACGAAACAUCAGAAAAAAGUAUUUCACCGAAUUCGACCCUACUAUUUUAUCUACAACUUCAGAUUUUCAAUUCAAAGGUGAACCACAUAGCGUUUACCAAAUACAUUUGUUGCCUAUUUUUUUCUAACAAAAUUACAAGUGUAGCAAAGACAACGUAACAUUUAGGAACUGCUGUGUGGAAGCACUUUUAUUUGUGAUGUGAACAAUUGUACUUUUUUCCACUCUGUUAAAUCUUUAUUUCGUGAAGAUAGGUAUUGUUAUAAACAUAAAAGUAUGUUGUUGUUUUAUUAGUCUAUUAGAGUUUUUUCGUCCAAUAUUUAGUAUUAAAACUAAGUGUAUGGUGUUGGCCAAAUAGUUAUUAUCUUGAAGUGAAAGCUGUACUGGUACUUGUGCCGAAAUUUAUCGAUCAAUCAAAUUGCUUAUUUUAUUGGUUGGUUAUUAAUAAUAUACAUAAAUUAUAAAAAAUAGAUCAAAAACCAUUUUUAAAAUUAGGCGAAUAGGAUUAAUAAAUGCUCGCGAACGCGCAUAGACUUUCUUUGACGAAUGUAAUCGACGAAGAUAUCUGGCAAAGGGAGUCGCUGCUGUUGAAUACAUUUGACUAGAAAAUUUAAUUUUAAAGUUUAUGUUAUAUGUUCUUGUUUGUAUACGAAAUACCUUAAAUUUACAAUUGUAAAUAAUUUUACAAACUAAAGCUUAGUUUUCACAUCGAUUUAUCGUUUUAAGUUUUUGUAUUGUUCGUAUACAGGUUACUUAUGUUUAGCACCUUUGUUUGUAACCUCAAAUUAUAUAUUAACGUUUUGUACCUCUUUCCAUUGGUUAAAUUAACAUUUAUGGUUUUAGGUCUAGUAUUCCUGUAGGCAUAUAACAUGGUGAGUGUCAAAAUAAUAUUUAUAUUAGCUAAAAAUCUUUAUUAUAGUGAAAAGUAAGGUUUCUUAUGUCUUCAUCUGGUGAAUGUGUUAUAGUGAAAAGUCUGUAAUAUAUUGUCUACUAAUUUGUCAUUAGUAUUAAGUGAAUUGUUUUCCGCGCAAAAUAUAAUCUUAUAUGUUCGCACAAAUUAGUUUGAAAUUACAAUAACAAUACGAUUUUGCAUUAGAAAUUUAUCGAAGAUACAUAUCUUUAGACCUAACAAUAUGUUAAUAUUUUCACAACUUGAUUUUCUGCACCUAGUCAGCGAAGGAUGUUAUAAACCAAAGAUCGGGAGAAAGCAAUUUUAUACAGAUAACACUGCGAGGUUUGUUUAACUAACUAAGGAUCAAAACAUACCUUUUAGCCAAUAGUAGUGUUCAUGCCAGAUGCCUGUAGGCGACUUAAAGUUUUAGCAAUAACACACUCGAUAAGUAAGAAAUAAAGAAUGUUUUAGCCUGAGACACAUACUAUAAGUAAACAUAGUGAAUAUUUUGGUUGCAAAUUUUUAAAUAUUACGUUCAGACUAUAUCAAGAUGCAUCACAUUUUAAUAUAUGUAUGUGUUUAUUCCCGUUACAUUUUUUAUAAUUGUAAUUUAAUAGUGUGACAAUUUUAUUCAAUUAUUGAUUAAAAAAUAUUAAAACUAAAGUAUUCUGUAUAUAUAAAUAUUAUAAAUACUGGUGGAUAGGAAAUGUAUAUUAAAAUAAUAUUUAUCUUAAAACUAUGGGUAUGGGAAGCUUCGCUACUUAUACAUUUUCUGUUUUGUGUUACUUUCUAGUCAGGCUCUUUCAAAGUGUACAAAUCUGUCUAGUAUCCACUAGGAGAAAUAAUAAAAAAUGUACUUUUUUUACGCGAGAAUAGUGAGCGCAUCAAAUGCCGUGUGUACUUUGAUAGAUAUCAUGUCUUUAUUUUAGUGGAUACUGGGCAGGGCUGUAACAUAUCUAAGUUGUAUUUUUAAAGUUUGUCGAUAUUCAUUUUGUAUAUACUUGUGAGUUGUCGAAAACGCGACAUUUCAUAUCAUUUCUAAUAGGCAAUUUUGCUGCAAUGUUAUUACACCUGAGUGCACACUAAAUUAAUAUGUAAUUAUACAACGUAUUUUAAUUACAAUAUUGACAGUGGCAAUCGUCUAAAGUAAGUCAGUUGACUUGUGCACCGUGGUAACGGGUGGACCCGCAUGCCCUUCUAAAUCUAGUAACGGGUGUGUUGGUGGUGCCAUCUGCGUUGAGUUUUGCGAAAUAUUCCCUAUUGAAUUUGAUGCUCUGCACUUCGUUUAUUUAGAAUAGGGCAUUUUCCCCUAUUUGUUCAAGUUGACGAAUGUUGGCAUGUUAUGUAAAACUUUCAAGUACAUUUCAAACAUAAGAAAUGUAUAUUGUAAGUCUGUAUUUUGCAUUUGUUCAUCUGUGUUGAAUUAUUCAAUAUGAAGUAAUUAAAAAUCUGUUUCUUUAUUAGUGUACCUAUCUACAAUGCGCGCCGCGAUAGAUGAGACCUGACUUGAUAUAUGGUUCGCCUGAGUAGUAUUUUAGUUUUGUUUAUUUGGCCAUAUUACUUUUGCACAGUCAAAUCGACUGGUAGGGUAGUAGAUACGUCAGAUGUCACCAUCGGUAAACAGUUUAGCAAACUUUCGCCGUACCGAAAUUGCUGGUUUUUCCCUGCGAUAAAAAAGCUCAUACAAACUAUCCAAUGUAUGUUCAUUCGCUUCGGUUCGCCGAUAAUGUGGAAGAACCAUAAAAUGCAUAAUAAUAAUAGAAUGUAAAAUACAUGUUUACAAAUGUUAUAUGUAUGUACUAACAUGAUCUGAAUAUUUUUGUUAUGCCAAUAAUGGUACGAAUUAUAUAAAUGGUGAAUUAUCACAA